GCUGCCCCCGGCACCGGGAAACUCUUCCGCUUUGCCCCGCCGCCCGCCGCCGCUCGCGGGACCCCUCAGCAGCCGCUUUGCAGCGCCCCUGCACGUCCCUGGCUGGGGCGUCGCUCUCCAGCCGCCUGGACUCCGCCGGUCCCGGAGCACUGGGCUCAAAAAUUCCGCUUCCCUGGAGUCUCCCUACCUAACUUCCAUUGGCAUCCCCAGAGUUUCAUGCAUAGUCCCCGUGGGAUUCUCUAAUGGUUCUGUCGCAAGAAAGGGGGAAGAACCAACUACAGGCGUGUGACUCAAAUCUGUAUCAUGGGCCCAGAAUUCGCUCCUGAGUUUCAGUUCCAGCGUCGCUUCUAGACACCAUGCCACAAGCAGAGUGAUCGACCUCUUCCCCCUGUUUUCAUGAUGGAAGACUCGGGAAAGACCUUCAGCUCUGAGGAGGAAGAAGCUAACUAUUGGAAAGAUCUGGCAAUGACCUACAAGCAGAGGGCAGAGAAUACGCAAGAGGAACUCCGAGAAUUCCAGGAGGGAAGCCGAGAAUAUGAAGCUGAACUGGAGACGCAGCUGCAACAAAUCGAAACCAGGAACAGAGACCUCCUGUCGGAAAAUAACCGCCUUCGCAUGGAGCUGGAAACCAUCAAGGAGAAGUUGGAAAUGCAGCAUUCCGAAGGCUACCGGCAGAUCUCAGCCUUGGAGGAUGAUCUUGCACAGACCAAAGCCAUCAAAGACCAAUUGCAGAAAUAUAUCAGAGAGCUGGAGCAAGCCAAUGACGACUUGGAAAGAGCCAAGCGAGCCACAAUCAUGUCUCUGGAAGACUUUGAGCAGCGCUUGAAUCAAGCCAUCGAAAGAAAUGCCUUCCUGGAAAGUGAACUUGACGAGAAGGAGAAUCUCCUUGAAUCCGUUCAGAGACUGAAGGAUGAAGCCAGGGAUUUGCGCCAGGAAUUGGCUGUACAACAGAAGCAGGAGAAACCCAGGACGCCCCUGCCCAGCUCAGUGGAAGCUGAAAGGACAGAUAUAGCUGUGCAGGCCACUGGCUCCAUACCGUCUACUCCCAUCACUCAUCGGGCACCCAGCUCCAGUUUAAACACACCAAGGACCUUCAGACGUGGCCUGGACGACUCCCUGGGAGGAACCCCCCUCACACCUGCAGCCCGGAUAUCGGCCCUCAACAUUGUGGGAGACCUGCUGCGGAAAGUGGGGGCACUGGAGUCCAAGCUUGCAUCCUGCCGGAACUUCGUGUACGAUCAGUCCCCAAACCGAACAGGUGGCCCAGCCUCGGGGCGGGGGAACAAGAACAGGGACAGCGGUGACAGACGGCCGAACAACACCAGCGUGCCUUUGGGGGACAAAGGGUUGGGAAAACGCCUGGAAUUUGGGAAGCUGCCUUCACACACAUCCUCACCAUCGCUGCCGUCAGCCCAGGGCGUAGUCAAGAUGUUGCUUUAGGAAAACCGUGGAAGCUGAAGCCCCUGGUGUUUGUGUAGGAGUUGUUACCUUCCUUCCCCUCUUUAUAUACCAAGUUGUUUUUUUAAGUUAGUUUGAGAUGUAAGAGCCAGCAGUCACCAUACUUCACUUUGUGGCCCAAGCUAAUGACUGAGGCCGUCAGCUGUGGCCCCUGGGGUUUGUUUGCCCCUGUGAAAGACGUCAUCAUUCCCAGCCUCCCUGUUGGUGUGCUCACUGCUAAGAGGGACAGACAAGGCCCUCUAGGAGGGGCUCUCAGGGAUGGGUGGCGAGGCUGCCCCCUCAUGCUGAGCUAACCCAGGAGUCCUGAAUAGCCUGCAGAGGUGUUCUCAAUGUCCUGCCUCAGAGUCUCCCACCCCCAUCCCCCAGUCAGCUGGAAUCAUCUUCCAGAACAAAAUCUCCCGAUGUUUCAUGGCGUACUGAAAUCAUGUCUAGGAGUGGAGAACAGAAUGGGCACAUGCCUUUUUUAAAUUGUGGGCGUGUACCUCUGAGUCUUUUUAAUUUACCUCCCUUUCAGGUGUAUUUGAGUUUCACAGUAAUUUUCAGGUCAACCAGGGUCAGUGGGAAAUCUCCGUCCCCUUUAGGUAAAUCCUAAACCAUUAGUUUUCCCAAGUCCCCUGCCCCGGUGUGGGGGUGACUUCUGCUCCUGAACCCUGGAGGUCUCUGGGGUAGAGUCGCUUUGGUAAUGCAGUCCCUAAUAACAGGACUUCAUUCAAAGCCAUAAUGAAGUAAGCAGGUGACCUUCAAGUAAGAUUAAAACACAAGAUUUUUGUUGGAAGCUUCCUCGUCAAAGAAA
Messenger RNA from Nycticebus coucang (slow loris), 2251 nucleotides. RefSeq names its product nudE neurodevelopment protein 1 (gene NDE1). Gene Ontology annotation, cellular component: centrosome; kinetochore; kinesin complex. The coding region runs from base 397 to 1440 and encodes 347 amino acids. Gene Ontology annotation, molecular function: microtubule binding. Gene Ontology annotation, biological process: cell migration; establishment of mitotic spindle orientation; vesicle transport along microtubule. Lineage: Eukaryota; Metazoa; Chordata; Mammalia; Primates; Lorisidae. The record is from RefSeq and is a predicted model, not a curated record. The transcript is spliced from 10 exons.